AUGAUGAACGUUCCGGGGCUCGCGAGAAACGGGGAAAAACGCGCCGCGACGCCCCCGCGUCGCGUAAAAAACCGUCGCGUGGCGGAAUCGCUGCGGAAGUCGGCGUCGAAGAUGAAACCGACGGAGACGACGUCCACGGACCUCGGACUCCCGGUGCGGCCCGCCCUCCCCCAAGAACUCGCGGUUUUCGCGGACAGACGGCCCGCCACCCAAAUGUCGAGACGCUUGGAGAAACGUAUCCGGGCGGUGGUCAGUGGCGGCGUUUCGGGGCGGACGAAGUGCCGCAUAGUAGACGAAAUGAUGCGAGAAGUGAAGGCGGAAUACGUGGCGGUGACGCACGCGGCCGCCGCGACGGUGAAAGACGCCACGCGUCACCGCGCGGGCGUCGCCCCAUUCAAAUAUCUCGGUAGGACGGAAAAAUACCAAAGGUUCGUCACCGUCAGGCGACAGUUCGAGAUCCGCUGGACGCUGCACCGUCGACCGAUCAGGCACCUGCUGCGCGCAUGCGCGGACGAGUUGCCGCGCGAGCUUUUCGCUUUCGACGGCGACAGCGGCGUCGCGGACCUGGAUCACUUGGCACGCCACUGGCUCGACGAGAAUGUCGGGAAGGCGGCGUCUCAGCUUCGGGAUUUCCGCAUUCGAGCUUCCACGCUGCCUGACAACUACUCCGCGGUCUGUGCCGGUUUGGCCUCCGUGCACGUAGGCGACUGCCUACAGCGCACGAUGUUCCGCAUAAUGAAUUUUACCGAGCGCACGGUACCGUACUUGAAACUCCACGCCUACUUCGACGCCGGCGCCUUAGUACUCAAACCUCGAGCCUGUGACGUCAUCGACGUCUUUUGGCGGUGUUUGGACGCGUUGAUGGCGAUCGGAGGCGGCGGUGACCUGUACUUGGCGCCCCCAUCGGUUCGCGGAAGAACUAAAGGCAUGUUCCUCUGUCUGACGGACGAAUUCGUCGGCAGUUGCAAGACGGCGAUCGCUGGCAACGUCGAGGAGUCAUUUCGGCCUGUCUGGCGGUACCUGGACGAUUUGGGGGCGGAAUUCGCCGAUAUCUACGCGGACGUUACUUCGGAAUUAGGUCCCGACGUUUCGUUCGACGACGGCUGUCGUCUGAUCGAGCGUUACAAACGGCACCUACAGCAAGUGGCUCGUAUACCGGACAACGAGUACUUUCAAAUAGGUCAGCUCGUUUUGUCGCAUUAUCGCGACGCCCUUCGCGAUCGGUUAACCGCCAUUGACGAUGACAUUUUUCGAAUAAUCUGCGCGGAACAUCUGCGCGAGGUGAACGAUAUAUGCGACAGCUUCGAACUGAUCCGGACUAUGGCCAAACGGAAGCCUACCACUACCGACGAGCUUAUUGAGAUUGGUAACUUCAUGGCGAACGUGAAGGAUCAUCAGCUGGACGAGUUGGUUCGCAGAGUGCACGCUUCGACAUCGUCUCUAUCAAAAAUAAUCGUUUUGGGAUCUCUAACUGAGCGGCACGUCGCUCUCAACGCCGGGGCCAUUAAAUGGCUAGAACAAAUCCCGCCGAUUAUCGAGCGGCACACCGUCGAUUUCGAGCAGCUGAAAUUCGAGGCCGAAGAAAAACUGCAAAAGGUGAUCGAGGACGUGAACGCGAUGGUCCACGAGGUCCACCCGUUGCUGGUCGUUUUGGACGAGAUGGACGACGUCAGAAGGGCCAAGCACUACCUGAACGAUAUCACGUUGCACAUGGAAAAGAUCAAGGGAAUUCAAAAUCAAAUCGAGUGGAUCAACAAGGAGGAGUUGUGCCUGAGCUUUCCGAAGUCGUCGUAUCAGGAAUUCGAACAUUUGAAGGGUUACGUUUACCCGUUCUAUCGCCUGAUCAAACUGUGCCUGGACGUUCAGAGACGCGUCUCAGUUUGGGAGCACGGCCAGUUCGACUCGCUCAGCUACGAAACGACCGACGCUACGGUGACCAAGUACUGUCGCGAGCUGAGCGACGCUCAGAAGAGCUACCGGAAACGUCUCAGACAAGCUCAAGACGAGAAUCUACCCAUAAGGUUCAAGGGCACCGUCGACGAUCCCGACCUGCUCAAUUGGCCCGCCCCCCUCAAACUCUGCGCGACCGCCGUCAGGAUCCUCGACGAUUUCAAGCCGUGCCUGCGCGUGAUGAAGAUCAUGUGCAACCCGGCGCUGCGCGCGCGCCACUGGCGCACCAUGUCCGAAUUGGCCGGCGGCCUUGACCUCACCCCUAACGCGGGCACCACGCUGAGGAAGCUCAUGGAAAUCGACCUGCGCGUCGACAUCGCCGAAUACGAGCUCGUCAGCGUCGGCGCGACCAAGGAGCUCGAACUGCUCGAGCGUUUGAAUUCGCUCAAAGCCCAGUGGCGGAGCAUCCGUUUCGACGUCGUCGACGCGGAAGGCGCGACGAUCCUCGACCGUUUAGAGACCGUGGAGGUCGCGAUCGAAGACCACCUGGUGGGCGUGGGCGCGAUGCGCUGCUCCGCCUUCGUCCAGGCCCACGACGAAGAGGUCCUCGAGUUUCAAGCGUUCCUCGCGAAAACAAGCCGCGCGGUGACGCGCUGGCGCGUCGCGCAGCGCCUGUGGCUCGAGCUCCGCCCCCUUUUUACUAUCGAAGACCUGCGGCGACGCACAGACAGCAUUCACUCGGCGAAGACCUCGUUCUUGCUCGCGGACGACAUCAUCGCGCGCUAUAUGCGACUGAUAUCGGACGACCCGAUCGUCCGAAACGUCGUGCGCGCGACGGACUUGGCGACGGACGUGGAGGAGUGCGCGCGCCUCCUCGAAGACGCUUCCCGAGGCGUGGGCACCUUCCUCGAGGAGGUGCGACUGAAAUGUCCCCGACUUUACUUCGUAUCGGAUCCCGAGCUGAUCGCGUUGCUUGGCAAACGUCGCAACGCGAACGAGACGCUGCCCAGAAUCUUUCCCGGCGUCUCCAGCGUCGACCCGGUGGACGAACGCACCGUCGAGGUGUUCGGCGUCGCUCGUCUAGAGAGGAUGGUGGUCGAGUGCUGCGCGGAGGUCGGCUUCGACGAGUUGACGAAGACGUUGGAGGAGAGACUAGUUUCCUCUUUGAAAUCGAAGACGGACAAGUGCUACAGGGUGUUCGGGAAGAGCGGCGUCGGGGAGCUGGUGCGGGAAUACCCGCAGCAGGUGCUGCAAGUACUGAGCCGCGUCGCGUGGACUCGAGACGUGGCUGCCGGUUUGGGCUCGUCCCGCAACGUCAGGCUGCUGCUGCUGAGGAAGAAGAUCGCUGAAGCCAUCGACGUGAAGGUGUCGCUGCUCGACGCGAGCGACGUCAGCGCGGCCGAAAAGUGCUCGAUCCGCAACUGGAUCCUGACAGACAUCGACAAUCGCAACUCGCUGGACGCCAUCUUGGCCGAGGGCAUGCCCGACGGGCGCAGCUUUCGUUGGCUGACGCAGAUGCGCUAUACGUUCGAGAAUUCUGCCUGCAGAAUCACCGUGCUGAAGCACACGCUCGAUUAUGGCUACGAGUACCUGGGAGACGGCUCACUUUCCGUCACCACGCCUACCACCUACAAAUGCCACUUGGCUCUCCUCAACGCUUACUUUUUCAACUACCACGGCGCGGUGAGAGGCGUUAGCGGCACGGGCAAGUUGGAGAUCGUCUCCGGCUUGGCCCGGGCCCUGGGCUUCCUCUUCUACCGUUUCGGCUGCUCCCACGCGACCACACCCCGAGUUCUGAUGCAGUUAGCGAAAGGUGGCGCCCUCUGCGGCUGUUGGCUGUACCUCGCGCGCAUCGAUUCGCUCACCCAGCGCACUCUGUCGGUGAUCUCGCAGGCGCUGGUGUCCAUCGUCGACGCGCGUAGGCGGGGACGCGCGGAGGUCGACGUGGGCGGGGCCAGGGUCGCCCUAAAGUCCACCGGUUUUAUUUGCGCCGCGACGGACGACGUCGCGGCGCUCCGAAAGCUCCCCGACAAUUUAAAGGCCGCUUUCAGGACUUACACGGUGUCCAGGCCCGACCUGAGGGUGGUGGCCGAGGCGAUGCUGCUGAGCGAGGGCUUCGAACGGUGGCAAACUUCGGCUUCGAAACUCGCGAAUUGUUUCUCUAUCUUAGAGGACGUGGUGCCGUCUCUUCGCCGUUACUCCCUGAGGACGCUGGCGUCGAUAGUGAAGCGGUGCGCGGAAGCGAAACACUUGGAACCGGCGUCCAACGAAUUGGAGAUCUUGCGCGGUUCCAUCGAAGAAGCGUUGGGAGCGGGCGUCGCUCCGGAGGACCGUCGUCGCUUCGACGACGUCGUCGACGGCCUCUUCCCCGACGUGGUCGCGUCCGGACGCCCGGCCGACGUCUCCGUCGCGUGCUCCGAGCUGGGAUUCAGCGCCGGUGAAGUUUUCGUCGACAGAGUUCGCCGGACUUUGGACGCCGUCCGGACAGCUCCGGGAGUCGUGCUCGUCGGCGACGCUUUCGUAGGGAAAACUUCAGCCCUUAAAGUUUGCGAGCGGUUGAUUGGGACGGAAAUCGGAGCGGAAAUAAACGUGAAGGUGCUGAACCCCAGUUGUUUCGACUGCUCGGAGAUAUUCGGAACGGACGACUUUCUCGCCGGUCGAAGGUCCACGUGGAUCGUCUUGGACGAGCUCGGGAGUGCAGGGUGGGUCGACGCUGUGACGGAUUGCUUGGGCAGCAGGAGCGUGGACGACCGCGUCAGGUUUAUAUUCGAAGGAGGAGAUUUGAAGGACGCGUCGCCCUCUCUGGUAUCCCACUGCAGAAUCAUCUACUUCCCUCCAACGACAAUCGAACCCCUUUGCCUGAUCAACUCCUGGAUAAACUCAACGAAAUUCGACUGGUUCGUCGACUUCCAACAGCACGUUUCCCCGCUCCUCCGUUGGUUCCUGCCGGCUUGCCUGGCCCUUACGAAAGACUCCGUCUCGAUCCCCUACGGACUUAACCCCAAUUGCUUGGUCAAAUCCGCUCUGGGCCUGUUCGAAAUGCUCUUGGAAGACGCGUUUUCGAAAACCAACAAAAAAGACGAGGACCCGAAAAACGUGGCGGCUUGGAUCCACGCCGCCCUUCUCCAAUCCGGUCUGUGGAGUUUCGGAGGCUGCCUAAACACCGACGAUCGUUUAAAGUUCGACGAUUCGUUCAAACGUUUGUGCCGCGGUCACGACGAUUCUCGCCCGUAUCCGAGUACCGUCGAACGUCUGGAAGUGACCGUGCCUCACGAGGCGACCCUUUUCGACUACGCCUACGUCUACAGGCAGCGUGGCGCGUGGAAACUGUGGUCCGAUUUGCUGAAAAACGAGAAAAUCUCCGCGCCGCUAUACGACGAAGACGACGUCUUCGCGCCGACGGUCGACGCCGUCCGCUGCGGCCACUUCCUCGACCUCCACGUCAAAUACGGGAAACGGUUCCUUAUCGUCGGCCCCCCGGGAACCGGCAAAUCCGCCAUUUUGAGGAACCGCUUCAACGCGGAAUCGCCGCCGGCCGAUUCCAAAGCCCUAAUCAACUUCGGACGCGACCUCGUAUCGGCCCGCCUCCGGCACCUGGUGCUCUCCAAGCUGAACAAGACCGCUGCCGGGUCGUGGGCUCCGCCCGCCUCCAAACGUUUGAUCUUCUUCGUGGACGACUUGCACAUGGCGCGAGACCCGUCACCCAUCGAGCUGCUGAGGUCGCACUUCGACCGGAACACUCUGAAGACGAUCCGCCUCGAGGGUUGCAACUUCAUCUGCACGUCCGGCCCGCCGAGCUCCGCCCGGAUGUCGCGAUUGCUGAGCCACUUGGACGUCUUCUGCGUCGACGAGUCCAGCUCGGACGUGAUCGUCAAGAUCUACGCGCAGACGUUGCUUUACGCGUGGAAAAAGUCCGGGUUCCCGAGCGACGUAGUCGUCGUCGCCGCGAACCAAAUCGCCCGAGCCACCCUGCGACUCUACCGAGCGGCAAGCGCGCGCUUGACGCCCACCCCGAGCAGGUGCCACUACGCGUUCGACCUGGCCAGCUUCUCCGAAGCUGUCAAAGGUUGCGCCCGUUUGAAACGCGAGGCCUACGACGCGAACAAGCAGAUCUACGCGAAGGUGUGGUCGGGCGAGUGUCUGCGCGUCUUCGGCGACAGACUCUACGGUCCCGACUACGAUUGGCUACGCGCCGAAAUGAAAAGCGUCGCCGCCGAAUGCUUCCCCGACAACUGCGACGGCGACGACGCUCACCCCAAAGGCAUCGAAGAGGCGGAAUUGUGCGCCCAAUACAACGCGCGUCACAAGAGGAAACUGAACUUGGUGUUCUUCGACUACGCGCUGAAGAAGUUCGCCAUCCUCGGCCGUAUCUUGUCGGUGCCGGGGGCGAACGCCCUCCUCCUCGGUGCCGCCGGCUCCGGCCGCAGGACGCUCGCCAAGUUGGCUUGUUUCGCGCACGCGCACGACUACCGCGAACCGACGGUGACGACGUCGUACGACGAGACCUCGUGGAGCCGCGAACUGAAGGACGCGCUGCGAGAGUGCGGCGCCACGGACCGGAAACGCGCCAUCGUGGCGUCUGAGGUGCACGUGCCUACCCUGGCUUUCUUCGAGAUCGUCGACUACGUCUUGCGGGGUUGUCAACUCGUCGACCUGUACGACGCGGACGAGCGCCAGAAGAUACUCGAGGUCACGAGAAUCGCCGCCCAGGGGGGCAACAAGAACGUCGACGUCAGCGCCGAGCGGGUGUUUGGUUUCUUCAACGCGCGAUGCAAACGGAACUUCCACCUGCUGCUUUGCCUGAAUCCCGCCGGCGAGUACCUACGGAAGGUGGCGUCGGUGUACCCUUCGGUGGUGACGCGUUCGAACGUGGUUUAUUGGGACAGGUGGCCGGAUAGCGCCCUACUGGCCGUCGCCGAAGCCUGGACCGAUCACCUGGACCUAGACGAAGACGUCAGACGUCGCGCCGCCGCCGCUAGCGUCCAUUUUCACCGCUCUCUCGAUUCCGUCAGCUCGAAACCGUACGUCCACCUCGUCGAACUUUUCUCGAAGCUCACGGUCGAAGAACAGCGCCGCCUAUCUUCGAAGAAGAAGCGAUACGACCGAGGUCUCGCCAAGCUGUCUAGCGCAUCCGCCCAAAUCGUCGACAUGCGACGUGCGUUGACCGAAUACCGACCCCAGCUGGAGGAAAUGACGCGAAACGCCACGCGGAUGACCGAGCAGAUCGCCUCGGAGACGAUCGAGGCAGAAAAAGCGUCGGAGUUGGUGCGAAAAGACGAGGCCGUCGCCGGUAAACAGGCGGCCGUCGCGCAAACUCUUAAGUCUGAAUGCGAGGCGGAACUCGCGCAGGCCAUACCGAUCCUCGAGGACGCGAUAUCCGCGCUGAACACGCUGAAACCGUCCGACAUUACGCUGGUCAAGUCGAUGAAGAACCCGCCCGACGCCAUCAAACUGGUGAUGGCGUCGGUGUGCGUGAUUAAAGACGUCCGGCCCGACAGGAUCCCCGAUCCGAGUACCGGGAGGAAAACGUUCGAUUAUUGGGGACCGAGCAAGCGGAUCCUCGGCGACAUGAACUUCCUCCAAAGUCUGAAAGACUUCGACAAGGACCGCAUCAGGCCGGAGAUCAUGGUGAAAAUACGCAAGGAGUAUCUGCCGCACAAGGACUUUAAACCCCAAGUGGUGGCGAAAGCGUCGAGCGCCGCGGAGGGUCUGUGCAAGUGGAUCAUCGCGAUGGACAUGUACGACAGGGUGGCGAAGGAGGUGGCCCCGAAAAAGGAGAAGCUGAACAAGGCGGAGAAGGAGUACGGCCAGACGGUGGCCGUGCUAAACGAGAAGAAGGAGGAAGUGGCGAGGAUCGAGGAGAAGCUGGCGACGUUGAACGAGACGCUGAGGGCGGCGAACGCGAAACAGACGAGACUGCAGACGGAAGUGGACGCGUGCGCCGCGAAACUCGAGAGGGCGCAGAAAUUGAUGGACCGACUAAGCGGGGAGAAGGAGAAAUGGACGAGAGCCUCUUCGGAGCUUCGACGCCGAUACGACCUCCUGCCGGGCGAUCUGGUGCUGUCUUGCGCGGCCGUGGCGUACCUGGGAUCGUCGGAUGCCGACGCCAGGAAGCGCGUCCUGGAUAAUUGGCACCGCUACGUGACGGAAUCGGGGAUCCCGUGCUCGGAAGACUUCGAUAUGGUCGAGGUCCUCGCCCGAGACGACGAAGCGAAGUCGUGGCUAUUCGGGGACCCUUUCUUCGAACAGAACGCCGUCAUCCACAAGCACUCGCGCCACUUUUGCGUAUCGCUCGACCCGCAGGGCGUGGCGCACGCGUGGAUCGCGCGCACGGUAGGCGCGAACGAUCUGACCCCGACCAAAUUCAGCCACGACGAUUGGCUGACGAAACUCAAACGAAACGCCGUGGCGGGAAAAUCGACGCUGAUCGGCGGCGCCGACGGUACGGUACCGCCGUGCCUCUACGACCUCAUCUUCGGUCACACUUACACGGAGAACGACGAGACUUACGUUGAAAUCGACGGGGAAUCGUUGAAGCUCCACAAACGCUUCAGACUCUACGUGACCUGCGACACCACGGAGCAUCGGCUCGGCGCCGACCUGCGUAGCAGACUGAACGUCAUCAAUUUCGGCCUGACUCGACGCGCUUUGCUCGAAGACCUGCUCACGGUGACGGUAUCGUUCGAGGAGCCUACGGCGACGAUCACGUCGGACAAAAGAAACGAGUCGGAAUUGAGACGAUUGGGCGAGAAAAUUUUGGACACCGUGUGCGAGUCGGAGCCGGACAUUUUGGAGGAUCGGCGCUCGAUCGUCGAGCUCGACGAGUCGAAGGAGUUGGAGAGCAGGGCGGCUCGGAGACGUGCGGAGGCGAAGACGAUCGAAAACGCCGUCGCGGAAACGAGGUCGCGUUACGCCCGAUUGGCGGGCGCGUUGGCCGACCUAUUCCACGCCGUCGACGCGACGAAGCACCUGCACCGUUUCUACCGGUACUCGUUGGAGUGGUUCCUCGAGAAGUACCGCGGAUCCCUGCUCAACGCCGGCCGAUCGAAAGACGUGGAGCGUAGGUGCGAGAACGUUUACGCCGCGUUCGUCUGCGACGUCUACCGCGGCAUAGACAGGGGUCUGUUCGCCCGGCACAAGAUGGCGUUCAAGUUUUGGUUGGCCACGCGUGUCGCGAUAAGCAGGGGACUGUUCGACGAGGCGGACUACCGCGCCUUCGUCAAACUGCUGCUGCAGCUCCCGGAGGAGCUCGGAUCGGACCCGCCGAUCCCCUUCAAGGGAAUAAUCGAAGCCGCCGCGUCGGAUCCGCGAACGGUGCCCUGCCAGAUGGCGCGGUUCGUCGAAGACGUUCUCGGCGAGGGAUACGCGAAUCCUUCGAUCCACACGAUCCGAGACGUGUACGUAGAAUCCCACCCCCGGUCGCCGAUACUGAUGAUCUCGACGCGAGGGCGCGACGCGUUGCGCUCGACGCGCCAUCUGGCGGCCGCGAAGAACAUGCUGCACAAGUUCCGUUCGAUGAGUAUGGGCGGCGACGACGGCGCCGUCGACGCGCUCCUCGCCGCCGGUCGCAGCGAAGGUUUCUGGAUUUUGCUCGAAAAUUGCCAUCUCGCCCGGCGCUGGCUCGAUCGCCUCGACCAGACCUGGGGCACCCGAGACGACGAAGUCCACGAGAACUUCCGACUGUUCCUCUCGGCGAACGAGGACGCCGACUUACCCGCGAGUCUGAUCCGGGACUCGGUCAAGAUCGUCGACGACACUCCCGAUACCCGAAAAGCCGGCUUGCUCGACGCGUACCGCGACGUCCCCGUCGUCGCCGACGAUUUCUUCUACGGAUGUCCAGGCAAGCAGGACCGAUUCGCCCGCACUCUGUACCGUAUCUGCGAGUUCCAUUGGGCCCUGCGCUCUCGCCAGAUGUUCGAAGAGCGGCGAGAAAUGUACGCGUUCACCACCCCCGAUCGGACAUUCGCGUUGGAGCAGCUGCGGACCUUUGUCAACGACGAUGACGACGCCUUGUUUUCGAAGAAACUGACGUUCUUUAUUGGCGAGUGCCAGUACGCGGGGUACCUGGAGUCGCGAUGGGAUCGACGUUUCGCGACCGAGAUGUUUGCCAGCUGCGUGGCGACGGGGGCGAAGCAAGAACCGUGGAAGCACGACAGGGAGGACCACGUGAAACACGUGCUAGGAAUCCCGGACAGCGAACGGUACCUGGAGCCCAACUUGAAGACGUGGGCGCGGUCGCUGAUGAAGUUAAACCCCGCCCCCCGGAGCCGGUUAGACGAAGCCUCGUUGUCCCGCAUCGUGGAAGACGUUUCCGCCGUAAUUCCCGAGGACAUCGUCGCCGAGGAGUGGAAUUUCGGCGACGCGAUCGUCAGGGAAACGCGUCUCUACAACCGAUUACUAAACGUGGCGAGAUCGUCCCUGGACGACCUGCGACGGUGGUUAGACGGACGGCUCUUGGGGUCGGAGAACGUGGAGAGCGUCGCCGAGAGUCUGGCCGAGAACCAGGUGCCGCUGGCGUGGAGACGCAGCUGCUACGCCACCGACGUCAACCUGCCGACGUUCUUGAAGCAUCUGAGAGACGGCGCGGAGUUUUUUAGAACUUUCAACGCGCGCACCCGACCCUGCUACAACCUGGGGGCAUUUUUUUACCCGCGAGCGGUGAUAGCGGACGUCAAGUUGAAAUAUUCGAGAGACACCGGCGUCGAAUACGAACGGGUAGCGGUGGAAUGCGAGCUCGGCGCCGUCGACGACGGCGUCGUCGUCGUGGGUUUGCACUUGGUGGGCGCGCGGAUCGACCCCGAGCGCGGCGCGUUGAUCGAGCUGCCGGGACGGUAUUGGGAAAUGCCGCCGGUGACGUUUAGACCGACGGCGGGGGCCGAGAAAUUCGAGUGCUUCGUUUUUCGGACGGCGACCUCUAGGGGCGGGUCGGGGAAUUACGUAACGUCGGUGCUGAUGCGGUCGGAGGAGGAGGCGGGCCAUUGGGUCAGGCGCGGGGUGCGUUGCGUUUGCGACGCGCCUCGUUGACGUUUCAGGGGCAACGUUGCCGUUUUUUGUUCGGUUACGCCAUUGACGAUUAUUAAGCGUAGCAAUAUGACUUAAAAUUGAUGAAUAGUGCUAACUUAACUUGUGCCUUUGGGCUGCUCAGUUGAAUGCGGGAAGGGCGUGGGCGUGGAUAAUGGAAGUUGGAAAAAAAGACAAGCCCACCUUCCCGAUGUUUUAACCGCGGCGACUGAUGAUAUUUUGCUGAUCCCGUCGAAAUCCAUAAUCGACUGGGGGGUAUUAAUGAAAAAGUAAGAGGGAAGACGGCAAAAUAAUAAUAAUAGCAAAGGUAAUAAGAGUUAAAAUAUCAAAUUUCAUACUGUCAAAAGCAAUUGGAGUUUUUAAAGUAAAAAAAAGGAGGGACAGUAAAAAGUACGGCAUAUAAUAGAUGAAAAUAGCUAUCGAAAACCGCACCUGAGCGAAGAGAUUCUUCAGCCCACAAAUUGGAAGUAAAAUAUACGUGCAGGUAUUUUAAAAGUGGCCACUUAACAAUUAAUAUCAAAUAAAGAUAAAAAUAACCACUUAACUAAAGGUAUCCUCGCUUAAGAUUCUGAUAGAAACGUCAAACUUGUGUGGUUUUCGUUUAACCAAGGGGUCCACAAUAAUUCCAGCAAUGCGCCCAGAAAUUCGCCUCGUGGUAAAUCACAACAGAAAGAUAUGAAUUAUUCUUGGCUAUACGCUAAAAUUGGAGCGGCAGUAUCAGCGUUCGAUUAUAAAUUUUAAAGAAAAAAUGAAGCGAGAAGAUAAUAAUUACAGUUUUCGGUACCAAAAACGAAACUGUGACGCGGAAUGAAGGCAAUACGACACAAAAGAUAUGUACCGAGAUUGGCAACGAUAGAAAAUCAAGGCAAUAUCUAAGACAGCAGAGGGUCACCCAAUAUACCAAAUCAAUUACAGCACUUUUUACUGUCGAUGGCUUACGCCCUACAAGAUUAUGAUGGAUAUAAAACUGCAACCGAUAUGUCAAUAAUGGCUACCUCAGAAUUGCAACGCAAAAAAGAAUUAUUAAUACAAUAAAAAAAUAAAUAAAAAAACUAAAAAAAUAAAAUAAAUACCGAAUUGCUAGUUGAACCUUCUUCGAAGAGAGCAGUGAAAGAACGACAACUAGCGAAAAACUUUAUCCAGUCUCUUCACAACGAUAAUUCAUUAGGUUAGGUUAAUUUAGGGUUAAUUAACGUUUGACUACGUACCUGAUUUCGAUGUCCGGGUUAAGAGCGUCACAAGGAAUUUUACAAACGCAUCGC
Molecule: messenger RNA, 12173 nt
Organism: Cylas formicarius (sweet potato weevil)
Lineage: Eukaryota; Metazoa; Arthropoda; Insecta; Coleoptera; Brentidae
Product: dynein axonemal heavy chain 7-like
Exons: 10
Coding region: 1-10914 (3637 amino acids)
Biological process (GO): microtubule-based movement
Cellular component (GO): dynein complex
Molecular function (GO): dynein light intermediate chain binding; dynein intermediate chain binding; ATP hydrolysis activity
Source: RefSeq, a predicted model, not a curated record